UCCAUGUGCGCGAAAUCAUAAGCCAUGCAACGGAUAGCAUCGCAGCUUUCACUACAGGCACGCGGAGUUCCAGCAGGUAUGCAAGUGCGGUUGAAGGGGUCGCCGGCCACCGAGUCCCACUACUCCCGGGGCAAUUCGAAGGCAGUCACGCGAGUCUAUGCCGCAUCCGUCACCGAAGGCCAUCUGCAGAAAAGCUAUCCUCCGAGACGGCAGGCAUCCUACUCCAAUAAUGCGAGUUCGGAGGGGCAGCGGCCGCUUCAAAUGGCAUGUGCUCGCGUGCCUGGCCAUCGUCGUUGGUGGCAGAGCAAGUGGAAUUGACCCAUCUGCCGUCUGCAGACUGCACAAAAGUUUUCCAGGGGGAGAACGUUUUCAGGGCGCAUUCUCGCUUGCAAAGCUUCAGAACUUCCGGAGCGGGUCGAUGGAUGACUGGAUGUUGGACGUUGAUACCUUCCGACGAUGCCCCGCCAAGCCGCAUGUCUUGAUGUUACAUAUGCGUCUUGUUUCCGAAGCCCCGCUCAACCCAUACGAAAUCUGUACGAAAAAGACGAAGUUUUCUGCUAUGUCCCAGGCUAUGGGGUCGACACAGAAGUCGGGGGAACGGGGCACUGGGGCAGAAUCUGUGACGCUUUUACUAGGUCCCCGAGUGUGUGCGUAUCGGCGAGUUGUACUCUGCUUCUGGAAAGGACAGUCAAAAAAUGGCUCGCGCCGGACUCAUCACUCUCCACUGCCUUUAUCGAACCUCUUCCAGACAUCGUUUCCACCAAGCUAGAGAAGUCGUCAAAUGUUAGGAUACGCCCACAUAUGGCGUUCUCGUCUGCCUUCGCACCUU
This is a messenger RNA of Colletotrichum godetiae, 829 nucleotides long. RefSeq lists its product as uncharacterized. Bases 158 to 769 code for a protein of 203 amino acids. The transcript is spliced from 2 exons. NCBI's taxonomy places the organism in Eukaryota, Fungi, Ascomycota, Sordariomycetes, Glomerellales, Glomerellaceae. The record is from RefSeq and is a predicted model, not a curated record.